This is a messenger RNA of Sapajus apella (tufted capuchin), 447 nucleotides long. Its product is annotated as decaprenyl-diphosphate synthase subunit 1-like. Bases 14 to 280 code for a protein of 88 amino acids. The record is from RefSeq and is a predicted model, not a curated record. The transcript has 2 exons. Lineage: Eukaryota; Metazoa; Chordata; Mammalia; Primates; Cebidae.
UGAAAAUGAAGUCAUGUGCAUUUUUGCAUGCCCCAGGUUUCAUCACACAACCCCAGACAGUAAAACACACAGUGGUGAGAAAUACACCGAUCCUUUCAAACUCGGUUGGAGAGACUUGAAAGGUCUGUAUGAGGACAUUAGAAAGGAACUGCUCAUAUCAACAUCAGAACUUAAGGAAAUGUCUGAGUACUACUUUGAUGGAAAAGGGAAAGCCUUUCGACCAAUUAUUGUAGCACUAAUGGCCCGAGCAUGCAAUAUUCAUCAUAACAACUCUCGGUGAGCUCUUGCUUUUAUUCCUUUGUUGUUGUUAUAUUUGGGAAGUCUUUCUUCCCAAGGUUACUGUUUUGUUUCCCAUUUAAGAAGUAGCAUAUACCAGCCAGGCGCAGUGGCUCAUGCCUGUAAUUCCAGCACUUUGAAAGGCCGAGAUAGGCAGAUCACAAGGUCAGG